Asterias rubens (European starfish) is the source of this 3145-nucleotide messenger RNA. Its product is annotated as atrial natriuretic peptide-converting enzyme-like. Lineage: Eukaryota; Metazoa; Echinodermata; Asteroidea; Forcipulatida; Asteriidae. The record is from RefSeq and is a predicted model, not a curated record. The coding region runs from base 195 to 2180 and encodes 661 amino acids. The transcript has 11 exons. Gene Ontology annotation, molecular function: Wnt receptor activity; Wnt-protein binding. Gene Ontology annotation, biological process: canonical Wnt signaling pathway; non-canonical Wnt signaling pathway. Gene Ontology annotation, cellular component: plasma membrane.
ACCGUGCGUGCGAGUGUUUAUUUCGAAACAUGACGUAAAUGAGUGCGUACAAUUACUUCCAGUGAAAGUUCAAGCAGUGGAAGUGGGGCACCCGGGUAUAUAAAAACCAUUCAAGGCUUACGGGAAGUUAGUACUUUGUGCCUGGGAACGAUCUGCAGUCGGGGUGUGACCGUUAACACAUCGGGGUUGCAACCAUGAAGCUACUGCUAAACUCUCUCGCCUUGCUGCUGGUCCUUCUUGCGGUGGAGGCAAAGAAGAAAAAAUCAGGUACCUGCGAGCCCAUAUCUGUGAAGACCUGCACGUCCCCUGACGUCCUCCACACGCACACCAGUCUCCCGAUCACCAUAAAGGCUGGCAUCAGCUAUUUCGAUGGCGUCACCGUGUUCAAAAGUCAGAAGAAGGCCCUCCGAAAGAUACGUCCCUAUGUGUCCCUCCUGCGCAAGGGAAAGGAUUGUAAGAAGUUCCUCAAGCCAUUCGCCUGCGCGGUUUACGUACCAGCUUGUGAUGACUCCGAGGAGAUGAGGACUAUUCCACCCUGUAGGGAGCUGUGCCACCAGGCCAACACAAACUGCAUGUUGGGAUUCCAAGAUCUGGGCGUUUUGUGGCCGAGUGAGUUUAACUGUGAGCUCUUCCCUAUGUCAACUGAAGAUCCUCAGUGCGUUUCAGCUUACAGUUUUUCAGAGAAGGAUGUUAACGUAGUGGAUUCACAAAUUAGGGUAGAGGUGUCUUGCAACUAUGACGUUAAACCACAGGAGCAACCCAAGUGGAUCAAGAAUGAAAGGCCUGUUGAGGAAAUCAAUAGGCGGUAUAGAACAGAAGUGGUAAACGGUCGAACAGCCACCCUUGUCAUCGAGGGCUACACGGACUCGGCUGAUGCAGGCGUCUACUCUUGUUUAGUGGAGAGUGACUAUUUUGGAAAGUCCAUUGAAUUGAAGGACAUCGAACAAAGUCUUUAUGAAGUGAUGCCUCCUACAAUGGAACCACCAAGUUGUGAGGCAUACCAGGUUCCGUGCCCAUCUGGUGACUGUGUACCUUUCAGUGCAUUGUGUGAUGGAGUACAGGAUUGCCCGAGCGGACUGGAUGAAAUGAAUUGCACAGUGAUAGAUGAAGGUGCCACACCUACAGGAGAGUGCCCCCUGUACACCGUCGCAUGCCCAAUGAAUCCUGACGUAUGUAUCUCGCCAUCAGCUUUUUGCGAUGGCAAAGAGGAUUGCCCAAGCGGGAUGGAUGAAAUGAUGGACUGCACUGAUACUGGCUCCAUACCUACUGGGGAGUGCCCACCAUACACCAUCGCAUGCCCAAUGAAUCCUGACAUAUGUAUCUCGCCAUCGGAUUUUUGCAAUGGCAAUGAGGAUUGCCCAAGCGGGAUGGAUGAAAAGAUGAACUGCACUGAUACUGGUUCCAUACCUACUGGCGAGUGCCCACCAUACACCAUCGCAUGCCCAAUGAAUCCUGACAUAUGUAUCUCGCCAUCGGAUUUUUGCAAUGGCAAUGAGGAUUGCCCAAGCGGGAUGGAUGAAAUGAUGAACUGCACUGAUACUGAACCGAUCAUGUGUGAACCGAUCACCGUCCCCGAAUGCUCGGUCGGGCUCGACUACACCACGGCAAUACCCAACUAUCCGCUCGGAAUGUCAAACAGCGACAAGCAAUCUAUGCUCAGCUCCCUGUCCGUCAUUUUCGAAAGCACCUGCGGCAGGUUCUUCCGCCCCUUCAUGUGCUCCGCCUUUUUGCCCCCGUGUCGGGAUAGGGUUGUACCGCCGUGUCGAGAGCUGUGUUUUCUCGCAGUUAAGAAGUGCGUUGAGACGUUUGAUGGGGUCCUCUCGGCAGAAGACCUGAUGGCCUCUGGAGGGUCUGGCGGUAGCUGUGACAUGAUGCCGAGUGAAGCUGACGGCCAGUGCUACAACGUGGAAGUGGUUUCGAUUGGCGAAGUAAUUGGGAGUGGCUCCGAGGACGGGGUAGAAAUAAGUGUGGAAUGCACCUACAACCUGAUGCCCGGUAUGCAACCAGUGUGGACAGAUCCCAGUGGAAACGAAAUCAAAACAGGAAGUAGAAGGCGUGUGAAGACUGCCAAUAUAACCGAAACGGUGACUGCCUUGAUGAUUGACAACUUCUCAGCCAAACGUUUUGGGGGCAUGUACACCUGCAGUGCGGAUGGCUUCUCCGCUACAGUGGAGCUGUAAAUCGUCAGACCACAAACUAUUUUUUUUAUUUUAUUUUUUUUAUUAAGAUACAGUCUUUAUCAUGGUCUCUGUGAAUUGUUUUAAAAAGCUAAGAUGCAAGUAGAUGCUUGCCCCCCUGGCUCAACCACUAGAACUACUGCCACAUUGUACUGCAUAAAGUCAGUUAUAAAAAUUGUAGACAAAUUGUAUUUGUAUCAAUAAGUAGUUUCAUAAACAUUGUAAGAGUAUUUUUAACACUGUUAUCUGUAUAAUUAAUCUCACAUUACAAUUGUAGUUGAUAUUUUAUAGCUGUGCUUGGUUACUUUUUGUGUAUACAUGUAUACCCGUAUACCUGUAGCUCUGUGAAAUUCUGCCCCGGUUACAUACUUCACUUGGUAUGCGACUUUCAUUGUUCAAAUCUUAAUAUCUUCAUUUGUACGUGUUGAUGGGAAACUUUGAAGGGACAUCACAGCCAAGACUGCCUAAGCACAAAAAGAAGCCACCCACAAUAAAAUGUUGCUUACCAGAAAAAGGGUACCAGCCAAACUACCAUGUUACAUGUUACAUGUUACAUGUACUGUACAAUUUGUGACUGGUAUGGAUCCUGCUCAUUUUUCGUUAAGCAGACAAGUUGUAAAGCACUAUUUUCUGCCUUAAAAGCGUCUCUAUGAAAUUGGGCCCAGGUCUCUAUGGCUACUAUACACAUCAAAUGUUAAGACUCAAAGACUGAUUUGUCAGUUCAUUGUUACAAAUUUUGGGUAAAAAUCACAAAUGAUUUCUACAAAAUAUUUUCACAUGUACUGUGCACUUUUUAUGUUUGAGGUUUUAAUUCAAAAAGAACAAUUCAGGUUUUAAGGUCAAGAAUGGUUUGUUCAAAAUGCCAGCUUAAGAACGCUGUACCGGUAAAUGUAGAUUUUGUAUUUUUAAUAAUUUGAUGGUACACUGUAAUAUUACUAAAUAAAAUACAGCAAAGAAAUAUUAUCAGA